AUGCCAGCUCUCUCGGCUUGUACGGCAGAAAUCGAUCUUCCGCAGACUGUCAUUGCUGAUGCGUACAAACCAAAUGAUGUGCUUCUGGCGGAUGUGGAUGGUGAUGGAUGGCUUGAUGCUGUCUUGGUUGCUGACCGGCCUGGUUCUCACAAGGCUCAGAUCGUCUGGUUGCCUUACUCGCCUGUCCUCGAUGGCUUUAGAAAUCCAGUCGUGGCCCUCACUCUUGAUUCGGGCAAUUUGGCCGUCUUCAAGCUGGUCGACUUUGAUGAUGAUGGCUACAACGAUGUUCUGCUCGCCACCAUGGGUGCCGACAAGCUCUCCAUCUACCGCAAUCUCGGCGAGGGUGUAUUUGCCACCGCCCCGUUGUACGCCUGGGAAGGCGUCAUGUUCAACGAAGUCUCACUGGACGUUGGUGAUUUUAACGGUGACUCGCGGACAGAUCUGCUGCUCGCCUCACAAGAGGGCGACAACCGACUGCUUUUGGCCUUUCAGAGCCCGCUCCAUACCUUUCCGUAUUCGCUCAACAAUUACGUCUCGUUGGGGGCGUCUAUUGAGUACAUGAUGCUGGCUGUGGCCUUUGACUUUGACGCAGAUGGUGACGACGAUAUCGUGGCAGUGUACAAGAACCUGCCAGAUCCAACGCCGUCGCCGGUACCGGAGUACUGCCUUGUCUUUGUGGACUUUAUGGGCUGGCCGGCGCUUGCUCCGGAACCGUGCGAGGCGCAAAAUGCUCCCGGCAUCACUUCCGCAGGCAACAUGGUGGCCGGCCAGCUGACGCCGAGUGAGACCGGUGUGGUCUACACAUCACGAAAUGGCGAUCUGCGGUGGGCUAGGUUCUCUGGCGGUCGCAUGUUUGUCGACAGCCAAACGUUUACCUCCAAGUCUACUGCCAGGCCGGCUCUUUACGACGUCAACGGCGAUGGAUUUAUCGACCUUGUCAUUGGUGACGGGUCUGCUGUCCAGUACUUGCGGUUUGACGCCAUCCAGUUUCUCGGCGACACGGAUCCGGCGCUGUUCGACACAGGCUCCCCUUCUAUCACGGGUGUGGCGGUUGGCGUGAUUGGGGCGGGUCCGCUUCCAUCGGUUGUAGCCGCCUACACCGACAGCAACGCUGGCGCGGCGCAGCUCAUUGACAGAGUCCCGGGCAUGUCUUGGGUGGUUGCUGAUGUCCUCGCUGCGCCGUCUCGGGCCUCGUUUGUACCGCUCGUUGGAGACAUAGAUGGUGACGGAGUGGCUGACAUUGUCAUUGCCGACGCCGCACCGGACUCGCACGGGCUGUUCUGGUACAAGGGGGUGGCAGGCGAAGCCUCGUUUGGGUCGCGUCGCGGCAUCUCCUCGACUUCGCUUGGCAGCGUCAAGGACGCAGCGCUUAUUGACGUCGACGAUAGCGGCGAUCUCGAUGUUGCCUUUCUCAUUUCCGGUGAUGUCGAGGUGUACGUCAACCAGGGCGAGGUGCAGCCGACCUUCUUGCUCGGUGCAGCGCUGGCAACUGGUCUCACCAACGCAGAGCGGCUGUACGCAGCCGACGUGGACGAUGACUCCCUGACCGAUUUGGUCGUUGUGAUUUCGGCGAGCCACACUAUCGCUCUGCUCCGUAACACCGGCGGUGGCGUCUUUGCCGAGACCAGCAUUACUAUCCCGGGCAUGUUUGUCGACAAGGUCAUCCUGGCUGAUAUGAACGGCGACAGCUUGCUCGACGCGGUCGUUCCGAUGCCACAGAACACAUCACUGGGAUGGAUCCCCUACGUUGCGUCACUCAACGGAUGGUCGACCGACGCCAUGGUUGUUGUUGCCAGCUCGUUCUUUGUCCAUGUCCUCGACGCUGGCGACAUGGACAACGACGGCGACAUCGAUCUUGUUGCCGUUCAUCCAUCCACUGGUACCCUGACUUGGUUCCUUGCGCUUGACGGCUCCAGCGGCACCGCCUUUGACAGAGCCUCGUUGGAACUGAGCACUGUGGGUGGCAACGCUCGGGCAAUCUCGCUCAGCGACGUCAAUGGCGACGGAAUGCCGGACGUGAUAAUUUCGUUUGGGAGCCCGACUGGCAGUCUCGUCUCACUUCUGGGCUAUCUUUCGACGUCGGGUAUUGGCUUUUCUAUUCCGCAACCGCUCGCCACGGGCUUGGACAUUACUCGGCCGGCAUUUGCCGACGUCGACGGCGACGGACGAACUGACACAGUGGCUGUCAACACGGACGCGGUAUCAGCCACCACUGCCACACUGGUUCUACGCACCGAUGGAGAACGCAAGCUCCGGAGCUUUUAUCCAAUCACAUUGAGCGACUCGGACGGUGCUGGGGUGAUCGACAUGGCGUUUGGCGACGUUGACGGUGACGGUCUCAUCGACGCGGUCGUGGUCUCAGCUUCAGAGUCGCGGGCCAUGGUUUAUCGCAACACGGCCAACGGCAUGUUUGGCACCGGUUCAGAGUUGCCCAGCAUGGUCACGUCGCCUGCCGCGGUGGCUGUGGCCGACAUGGACGGCGACGGUGAUCUUGACGUUGUCGUUGCCGCUACCCCAAGCGUGGUCUGGUUCGAGAAUGUCGAUGCUGCAGGCACCUUUUCUCGUUCCGCCGGCGGCUACAACAUCGGCGAAGGCUUCACCGUUCGUUGGAUGGACGUGGCUGACAUGGAUGGCGACGGCGACGCAGACAUUGUCCUCUCUUACCUUUCCACAGUCGAGUGGACCGCCAAUGUGGCAGGCACUGGCGCAAUGUGGAGUAGCGGCAAUGCUGUUGCCACAGUUGAGGCCGACACGGGCGCGGUCGCUGACAUCGACAACGACGGCGAUUAUGACGUGGUCGUGUGCGUGGCGGCGACGCAGUCGGUGGCCUGGCACGCCAACACCGGUGCGGGCUUUGGCACGGCGCAGGCCGUUUCGACGGGCGCCUUCAACGUGACGUCUGUGGUUGUCGGCGACGUCAACAAUGACGGCACGAUCGACGUGGUCGGCGUCAACAAGCUGGAGAACUCGAUUGCGUGGUUCCGCAAUGUGCCCAGCGGCGGCAGCGCUUGGGUUGGACAAACUGUAUCCGAUACCUAUGCAGGCGCGGCGAGUCCCGUGCUCGGUGAUGUCGACGGCGACGGCGAUCUUGAUCUUGUAGUUGCUUCGAGCGUGGCUACUCAGUCGACGCUGUUUGUCUUUGACGCAGGGCUCGGCAGCUUUGCUCGUGACCAGGACGUGUACCUCAGCCACAUGACGAGUGAGGCAGCGAUGGCCGACUGGGACGCCGACGGCGACGCUGACAUGCUCGUUGUCGACACGAUGAACAAUCUUGUUGGUCUUCUGGCAGCGACUCGGACUGGAGCGUUUGCGUACCAGCCAAAGGUACGUUCGUUCUCGAAGCAGCUGCUGGGAUGCACCAAAGGCUUGGCGAACGGGUUUGCCUGUGUGCGGGCCAACGUGGGCGGAGCAUCGCGGUGCGUCCGUGACACUAUUGAGCUUCCGGCGGCCACGUACAGCUGUGGUGUGGGCGCGCACGGGCAAAUCAAGCAUGCGGUGACGAUUGUUGGCCCGUCAGGCGCAUCGCCGACUGCGAUCUUUGACUGCAACGGCGACGGUGUGCUGUUUCGUGCGAUGAAAGAGACGAGCGUGUUGUCGCGGACCUGGCCGGGAGCCGGCAAUGUUGUGCUCAAGUCUGUGGCGGUGGUCGGCGGCUCGACAGGCCGCGCGUCGCUGUACGGCGCACCAACGCUCCGAGCCGAGGGCAGCGGAUCGGUUAUUGCACUCGAGGGCUCGACAAUGGCGCAGUGCGAGUCCAAGGCGCGCGACGUGACCGGAGACCUCAUCGACGUCGGGUUUGGCGGCGCCAUGCUGGCCAAAGGCGGCGGAAGCGUACAGCUUCUGGCUGGGUCAUCCAUCUCAGGCUCCAGUGCGGCAUUUUCUGGCGGCGCCCUGUACGCGGCCGGCGCCGGCUCUUCGGUCAUCGUUCGCGACUCGGUGGUCUCGGGCUGUUCGGCGAGCGAGGGUGGGGCGAUUCUUGUGACCUCGUCUGCGAGCGCGACGGUUGAGAACGGGCAGAUUUCCGGGUGCAUUGCCGGCCUCGGUGGCGGAAUUCGAGUGGCACGGGCAGCGAGCGUGUCUGUGACGAGCAGCUCGAGCGUGUCGGCUAACACGGCGCUGGGCUCUGGCUGGGGCGGCGGGCUUGCCAUCGACGGCGACGCCAAGGCCGAGGUUGUGGGCGCCACGCUCGAGUCCAACGUGGCCGGCUUUGGCGGCGGCAUCGGGGUUGUGCAGAGCAGCCUGGCAAGCGCGGUGGCGAGCUCAACACGGUCUGUGGACUUACCGAUUGUAUCGAGCACGCUUGCUGGCAAUGGACUGGCUGCAGUGGGCGCCAACACGACGCUGGUGACGCUCUCGGGCGUGACGCUGCGAAACAAUGUGGCGGACCGGGUCGGCGGCGGAAUUUUUGCAUGCGGUGGAGCUGUGGACGUGAUCGGCUCUGCGACGACGUGGGAUGGCAACGUGCGCGACGGGCUGAGGCAAGACGGUUUUGUCUGCCGUUGGAGCAGCACGAGCGUGGCGGUGAGCCGGACGCCGGCAUCGAUGCUGCCAUGGAUCCGGAUGGACGCGGCAGCUGAAGCCGCAACCAGCAGUGGGAGCGUGGGCGGGCCGUUGACCGCGCUCCGUGCUGUAGACGUGGCGGCUGCGGCAGCGACACAGGUUGUGGAGCCCGGAUCAGGCCUGGAGCUUGAGUUUCAUGGCGAGGACUGGCUCGGUCAGAGCAUGAUCGAGCCGGGGGUGGAGCCUGUGCUAUCCUUUGCGGCGGUGCCCGGCCUGUACACUGCCGGAACGAGUACGACGAGCUUGAGCUCGGCCAAGACGGCGAUGCCGCGGCUGACGCUGCAGGUUGGGGUUGCAGGGCAGGAUACGCUCCCGCUUUCGACGACGUGGAGCCUGUCGGCAGGAGAGAGUGUGACUGGGCUGAGCGGCAGCGUGCGCAUUGAUGGGUGCGGACCAGGCUCGGGCGCAGUUGCGACGACGAACGACGGCAGUGGAGAGAGCGUGCUUGUUUGCUCUGUGUGCGCGCUCGGGACAAGCGCCGGCGCGACAUCGAUGGCGCCGUGCGAGGCGGUGGCGGGCUGCCCGGCCAACACGCUACGAGUGACGAGCAUCAACGGGACGUCUGCGUGCGAGUGCGAGGUGGGAUUCUUCGCGCCAAGCGGCUUGACAGACGUGGCGUGCGAGGAGUGCCGGGCGGGAGCCAGCUGCGCCGGCGGAGUGGCCCAGCCUGUACCGCAGGUUGGGUUCUACGACGCAGGCAACCUCACGUUUGUGCGGUGCCGGCGGACGGCUGGGUGCCCCGGCGGAGCCGGCGGGUGCGCAAUCGGGUACGAGGGCUACAUGUGCAACUCGUGCACCAAAGGCUUUUACUCUGACACGGACGGCGAGUGUCGGACGUGCCCGCCGACGGCGAGCUCGACGUUUGUGCAGUUUGCGAUUGGGCUUGCGGUGGCGUCAUCGGGCGUGGGCGUUUGCCUGGCGCUGAUGCAGUCGCGGUCUGCGCGGCGGGCGGCGGCGACCAACUCGUCUGCGGCAAACCUGAGUUCAGAGGCUGCGCAGCUGACGCGAAUCCGCGAGUUUCGACGGAUUUCGACGCCGGCGACGGUGUCGAUGGUCCUUGUGGCGUUCCAGGUUGUGGGCAUUCUGGCGGGGUCCAAGUUUGCGUGGUCGUCGCGAGCAAGCCAAGUGCUCGGCGGGUUCUCCGCGUUCAACAUCGACAUCUCGUUGUUUGCAUCCGAGUGCGCGCUGGACAGCUUUCACACCAAGUACCUUGUGUCGAUGGCAGCGCCUGUGGCGAUCAUUGUGGUUGGGGUGAUUGUUGCGCUUGUGUGUCGCCUUGUGGGCCGCGGGCCGUUUUCCCCGCUGGUGGUGCUCCCGCUGCGGACGGUGUGUGAGUCUGCGCUGUUCUCGAUCACGCCGCUGCUGUACAUUCCGCUCUCCAAGGCGACGCUUGUCCUGUUUGACUGCACCAAGCUUCCGAACGGCGCGUUUGUGCUCGACGUUGACCCGGGAGUGUCAUGCUUUGACGCCUCGUGGUGGGGCGUGUUCCCGGUGUCGCUGGCGUCGUGCGCGUUGUUUGUCCUUGGGCUUCCGGUCUACUUUGCCAUUUCGUUGUAUCAAGCACGGGCGAGUCUGGCGACAAGCGAUGCAAUGAUGGCGCGGCUGGGCCCACUGUACCGCCUGUACCGGUCUGUGUUCUACCUCGGUGAGGUGGGCAAUCUCGGCAAGCGGCUGGGCCUUGUGGUAACGGCGACGUUUUUCUCCGACUCGCAGAUGGUGCAGAUUGGGCUGAUGCUUGCGAUUUUCCUGGCAUGGACCGGGAUGGUGCUGAGAGUGCGGCCGUACUACCAUCCGCUGUAUAACACGGUGGACGUGUACCUCAACACGAUUCUCAUUGCCAUUCUCAUUCUGGGGACCGGCGCGUACGCGGAGCGGGCGACGACUGCGGACAACACAGUGGGCGACUGGAUGGCGAUUAUUGCCGUGGUGGCGCUUGCCCUGGUCUCUGUGUGGGCGGUGGCGAAGGACGUGUGGCUCAUUGUGCAGGCGCGAGCCGACACGUACUCGAUGGCCAAGGAACGGCGCCAUCAAUUGGCAGAUAGCCUGCUCGCUGAAGUGCAAGACAUUGAGGCGACGGGCCGGCUACAGCGCGAGGUGGAGCGGAUUGUGGCAGCGCUCGAAGGCGAUUCGGAGGCGGCGCGCGAGGCUCAUGUGGUGGCGAUGGAGGAUGUAGCGCCGAUGACAGUGUUGGGCGAGAUGCCGAGUCCGGUGCAGUCGUCGUCAUCAUCGUCGACCGAAGCUGGCGGCGGAGCCCGGAGCGCGUCUGCGGCGCACCUUGCGAUCAGCAUCUCGGGCGCAUCGCAGUACACAAGCGUGGACGAGGCCGAGGCGAUGAGUCGCUCCCGCUCCCGCAGCUGUUCCCGCAGCCAGGGCAACAUGGGCCGAUCGGUCUCUGAGGCGAUGACUGAGGACGGCAAGCAGGCGACUCGGCGGCGCGGCGGACGACGACGCAACGCGCCACAGCUUGCGGGUCGCGGUCGGGUUCGCGGUCGCGGUCGCGCGGAUGCGUGA
Messenger RNA from Thecamonas trahens ATCC 50062, 7071 nucleotides. RefSeq lists its product as uncharacterized. Lineage: Eukaryota; Apusomonadida; Apusomonadidae. The transcript is spliced from 2 exons. The record is from RefSeq and is a predicted model, not a curated record. Bases 1 to 7071 code for a protein of 2356 amino acids.